CCGUCGGUCGCGCCCGCGCCGGCGGCCAGGGCGGGCCGCUGCGGCGCUGCACCGCGGUCGCCACGCCGCGGCGGUGCCACCCGCCUGCGGCCAGGCUCCAUCAGGCGACCUCGACGGCGGCCCAUCCGAUCCCCAGCGCAAGCGCAAGGGACGGAAAGCACUAG
Molecule: messenger RNA, 164 nt
Organism: Prorocentrum cordatum
Lineage: Eukaryota; Dinophyceae; Prorocentrales; Prorocentraceae
Source: the annotation of a GenBank genome assembly